Messenger RNA from Anolis carolinensis (green anole), 1215 nucleotides. It is a transcript of the gene sirt6, whose product is annotated as sirtuin 6. Gene Ontology annotation, biological process: negative regulation of transcription by RNA polymerase II. Gene Ontology annotation, molecular function: transcription corepressor activity; histone H3K9 deacetylase activity, NAD-dependent; NAD+ binding. The coding region runs from base 183 to 1175 and encodes 330 amino acids. The record is from RefSeq and is a predicted model, not a curated record. Gene Ontology annotation, cellular component: nucleus. NCBI's taxonomy places the organism in Eukaryota, Metazoa, Chordata, Lepidosauria, Squamata, Anolidae. The transcript is spliced from 7 exons.
UUUUUCUCCCACUGCGCCUGCGCAGACCAAAUCCAAGAUGGCGGCGCGUCUCUUUCUGAGGAGAAUCCGCGGCUGCGCCAACGGGGAAAUUUCCGUCUCUUCCGACCGGAAAUGAACGGGAAGAGGUUGGGGAAGCAGGACUGAGAAGGAAGAAGAGAAAGAGCGCGGAAAGGAAGGGAAAGAUGUCGGUGGACUACGCGGCGGGCCUGUCGCCCUACUCGGACAAAGGCGUGUGCGGCCUACCGGAGUCCUUUGACCCUCCAGAGGAGCUGGAGGAGAAGGUCUCUCGCCUGGCGGACCUGAUCCGGGAGGCUUCCAACGUCGUCUUCCACACCGGAGCCGGGAUCAGCACCUCCUCGGGGAUCCCAGACUUCCGAGGCCCCAACGGGGUCUGGACCCUGGAGGAGCGUGGCCAGCCGGCCAAGUUCGACACCACCUUUGAGGAGGCGCGUCCUUCCCCGACCCACAUGGCGCUGCUGGGCCUCCACCGGGCCGGCCUGCUCCACUUCCUGGUCAGCCAGAACGUGGACGGCCUUCACGUCCGCUCCGGCUUCCCCAGGGACAAACUGGCCGAGCUGCACGGGAACAUGUUCGUGGAGGAAUGCAUGAAGUGCGGCAAUGUCCUUCCCCCUUUUGCAUCCGGCAGGCAGUACGUGAGGGAGACGGUGGUGGGGACGAUGGGCCUGAAGCCGACGGGGAGGCUGUGCGACGUCUCCAAGCGCCGAGGGCUCCGCGCCUGCAGAGGGAAGCUGAUGGACACCAUCUUGGACUGGGAAGAUUCCCUGCCUGACCGGGACCUCCUCCUCGCCAGCAAGGCCAGCAGGAAGGCCGACCUGUCCGUCACCCUGGGGACCUCCUUGCAGAUCAAGCCCAGCGGGGACCUGCCGCUCCUGACCAAGCGCAAGGGUGGCCGGCUGGUCAUCGUCAACCUCCAGCCCACCAAAUACGACAAGCAGGCCGACCUGCGCAUCCAUGCAUAUGUGGAUGUGGUCAUGACGAAGCUGAUGGGGCGGCUGGGCCUGGACAUCCCCGAGUGGACCAAGCCCGACCCCGACCCCCGGCCGUGCCCCAAAGAGGAGAAGGCUCCACGCUACAACGGCGCCGCCGCUCUCUGCAAACAGGAGCCGUGCACCCCGGACGCCAAGCGGUUCAAGCUGGAGCCGCUCCCUUCCUGACGGACACUCCACUCUUCCCUCCUUCCCACCAUCCGCCCGC